This is a messenger RNA of Setaria italica (foxtail millet), 4561 nucleotides long. RefSeq names its product leucine-rich repeat receptor-like protein kinase PEPR2. Bases 1470 to 4544 code for a protein of 1024 amino acids. The transcript is spliced from 2 exons. Gene Ontology annotation, molecular function: protein binding. The record is from RefSeq and is a predicted model, not a curated record. Lineage: Eukaryota; Viridiplantae; Streptophyta; Magnoliopsida; Poales; Poaceae.
CCCAAUACGUGCUGGAGUAGAAAAAUUGCAUAGAGCGAUAAAAGUUAUCACAUAUUGAGCAGGGGCGGUAUAGAGUAGCUGCACACUGUACACACAUAUGACGCACCGUGUUCUGACCUGUACGCACACAUAGAUGAUAGAUCUCCCUUUUUUUUCCUUUUCUCGAAUUUGUUUGUCCGUCAUUGUUGAAUCUGAACAAGUCUGAACUCGCAUCGAACAUGCCGACAGGUUCGGCAUUGACGAGCUGAACCAUGGAGACCAGACGCGUAGCUCUCAGACUCUGAACUGCCGCUGACACUGACACUUAUCUGGCUGACUUGAUCCGAUCCGAUGGGUGUAUGAUUGUGCAGGUUCAUCGAGAGGUACGGGCCGGGACGCAUGUGGUCGUGGGGCUGAGCAUGGACGGGCAGGACGUGGUGUACGUGAAGCAGCACGAGUCGUCGGCGCUGUCGCCGUCGGAGAUCAAGGCUCGGCGACCAGCUCUUCACCGGGGCCUGCGCCAUGCCUCCCCUGCGCGGCAAGUCCAAAGACAAGCUCAAGAAUUCUCACGGUGAAACACUGAAAUGGUGCCAGAUGCCGGAGGCCUUCAACGUGUUCGAUGCCCAGGUAGCACAGCAGCGGCUUCAAGCACAGGGAUCACUACACCACGCUGGUAUCUUCCAAAGAGGUAACAGUUGUUACGAUCUUGUGACCAAAGUAGGCAGAGAGCAUUUCGCUGAGGUUAUGAGCUGGUUCUUCUUCAGGGCGUGACGGUGAUCUACUCCAAGAGGGGUGGCCGGUGGGAACACGACGGUGGGCAGCCACUCAUCAAGGGCGUCGCCGGCGCCGGCGUCGGCUACCUCUCGCACGCCAUGAACCUCUAUCUCAGAUGUAAGAACACCAUUGCCAUCUGCCAUACACAUUUGGGUCGCACAAGUGGCCAUCAGGUUUAGUUAACAAGUAACUACUAAGAAUACGAUGAAAUAGUGCACUGAGAUUGACUUUACCACAGAGCUAGGCAUCACCACUGGGUGUGCAAGAAAGAAGGCAUGGUGAUGAGGAUGUCCACGCACGUGCACCAACCGCGCCAACUAACUGGGAAUUCUACUAGAAUAAAGCUACAACACUAAGGCCACGGUUGGAGAUAAGAUAACAAAUCAUUGAUGAUGACCCAUCACAAGCACAAGCCUGUGCUGCUCCUAGUUGUAGGAUUUCGCUGCUGCACCUACAAGCUCAGCUUAUAAUUUCGGUGAAAAGACAAGAGCACAUGUGUCUUUUUUCAGCUUAUAAUAACGAAUCAUAUUUGACAUGGUUCUAGUCAUUUAGGGUUUUUCUUUUGAAGGGUCUCAUCAGCUUCCAUUAAUUGGCCCGGCAGACACAUACCAGCACUGCGUGUAUAAAGCGAGGGCAUGGUGAAUCUGCACAUCACAAAGCUAUACCACAGUACGAGUUGUACGACUACGGGUUGGAGAUAAACAGACCUAUACGAGAUGAUGACCCAUCACGAGCACAAACAGGAUGUGCUGCUCCAAGUUGUAGGAUCAUUGCUGCUGCUCGUACAAGCUCAUCAGCUCAUAGUCCCGUCGUCAGCUGCCCGGCCGUGUCUUCCCGGCCAGGCGGCGGCGCUGCUCCGGCUGAAAGGCUCCUCCUUCGCCACCACCAAGGCGUCCAUCACCACCUUUGCGUCGUGGAGGGCUGGCACGGACUGCUGCAGCGGCUGGGACGGCGUCGGCUGCGGCGACGGCCAUGGCGGCGUCACUUCCCUGGACCUGGGCGGCCGCGGCUUGCUGAGCGCCGCCCUUGGUCCCGCCAUCUUCGACCUGACAUCGCUCAGGUAUCUUAACCUCGCCCACAACGACUUCAGCGGGUCGGAGCUCCCAUCCACUGGGUUUCAGCGCCUCACCCAGCUUACCCAUCUCAACCUCUCCAACGCAAACUUCUCUGGCAUGAUUCCAGCAAACAUCGGACGCCUCGUCAACUUAGUCUCCAUCGACCUCUCCGCCACCCCAUUUUUACUGCAUGAUGGUGAUUCCUCUGGUAACGUUUACCGGAAUAACUGUAGUAACAAUUCAACCUCCGGACUCACAGCACCAAAACUCAAAUCGUUGAUCGCAAACCUCAGCAAUUUGAGGGAGCUCCGUCUUGACUCUGCUCGCCUGUCUGACAAAGGGACAGAGUGGUGCAGGGCUCUAGCCAAGUACACUCCAAACCUUGGUGUUCUUAGCUUGCAGUCCUGUUCUCUCUCUGGCCCCAUCUGUGGCUCGUUUUCUGCCUUGGGCUCUCUUACCACACUUGAUCUACGACGUAACAUGCUGUCUGGUCCAUUCCCAGGUUUCUUUGCAAAGUUGCCCUCUUUGAGAGUGCUCCAACUAAGCGAUAAUGAUCUUCAAGGACGGUUCCCCUCGAUCAUCUUACGGCAGACCAAGCUAGUGACGGUUGACCUUAGUCGUAACACGGAUCUCUCUGGCAAUUUGCCAAGGUUUUCAGCUGGCAGCAGUUUGGAGAAUCUUCUUCUACGGGGUACCAACUUCUCAGGUGAAAUCCCAAGCUCCAUUGGCAAUCUCAAGUCUCUCAAGGAACUAGACCUUGCUGAAGCUGGAAUCUCAAGCUCAGACGGACGUGGUUUUUCUGGAACCCUUCCCUCUUCAAUUGGUAAGCUCAGAUCCUUGGAGUUGUUAGCCUUAUCUGGAUUUGGACUUGUAGGAUCCAUGUCACCAUGGAUUGCGAAUCUAACUUCCUUGACGAUCCUUAAACUCUCCAAUUCUGGCCUCUCUGGAUCGAUACCUUCAUCAGUGGGAGGGUUAAAGAAAUUGAAAGAACUAACACUAUCUAAUUCCAAAUUCUAUGGAAACAUUCCUUCAUCUAUCUCAAAUUUAACCCAACUGAGUACCCUCAACCUCCAGUCCAACAAUUUUUCUGGAACAGUACAACUUUCAUUAUUCAUGGGAUUACCAAACCUGUCCAUAUUAAGUCUAUCAAAUAACAACUUGUCUGUAGUAGAUGGAGAGGACAUCACUUGGUCACCUGUGUAUCCAAGAAUAAAGUCCUUAGGUUUAGUGUCAUGUGGCAUGGAGAAAUUACCAAAAUUGCUGAGGUAUCUAGGUCGUAGUCGUGCAAACUGGCUUGAUAUUUCACAGAACCGAAUCCGAGGAGCCAUACCUCAGUGGGCGUGGGAAAAUUGGUCAGGCUCUCACUUUCAUUAUCUCAACCUAUCACACAACUACUUUACCGGCUUUGUUGGACUAGAGACCUCUCUUCCCUUUUCUAUUGACCGUUUUGAUCUUAGUUCCAAUAUGUUUCGAGGACCAAUGCCUUUACCCCAAAACCUCAGCCAAGGCGCGUUAGAACUUGAUUACUCAAGUAACAUGUUCUCAUCCAUAGCACUUCACUCUUCCACUAAAAUUUCCAUUUUCAAGGCCUCCAGAAAUAACCUCUCGGGAAGUGUUCUAGCAUCUUUUUGUGGCGUCAAUAAUCUAGAAAUCCUUGAUCUCUCUUACAAUAACCUUACUGGUCCAAUCCCUUCUUGCCUGAUGGAGGGUACCAAUGAAUUGCGGGUGAUAAAUCUGAAAAAGAAUCGACUUCACGGAGAGCUGCCUCAUAACAUAAAUGAAAGUUGCUCAUUGGAGGUGCUAGACUUUGGUGACAACGACAUCAAAGGAAAAUUGCCUAGAUCUCUAGCUGCUUGCUCUGAAUUGGCGGUCUUCGAUAUUCAAAACAAUCAGAUCAGCGAUUCUUUUCCAUGUUGGAUGAGCACACUUGGUAGGCUUUAUGUUCUUGUGCUAAAAUCUAAUGAGUUCUUUGGACAAGUGGGACCUUCUGCAGAAGAUAAAAAUAGUUGUGAAUUUCCACGCAUAAUGAUUCUGGAUCUAGCCUCAAACAACUUCUCCGGCACGCUGACAGAGGAAUGGUUAACGAACCUGACGUUCAUGAUGGGCGAAGCUGGGGCCUUGGCACUGCCUGCGUUGACAACUCAGUCUUAUUCUGAUGAAACACGAAUAUAUGAAGUUACAAAUGAACUCACAUAUAAAGGGUCAGACCUCACAAUGGAAACGGUAUUUCGGGUCCUUUGGUUCCUUGAUGUCUCAAACAAUGAUCUUCAGGGAAGCAUCCCUGCGGCUAUUGGGGAACUUGUUGAGUUAAACAGUCUCAACAUGUCGCACAAUUACCUAACAGGGCCGAUUCCUAAGUUGGGUAAUCUGAAAUGGUUGGAGGCUUUGGACCUGUCUUCCAAUGAGCUCUCUGGAGAGAUCCCUCGUGAACUAGCAUCGCUGGACUUCCUCACAACCCUCAACUUGUCAGACAACAAGCUGGUGGGGAGCAUACCAGAGUCACCUCAUUUCAUGACAUUCAGCAAUAGCUCAUUUCUUGGGAACAGCGGGCUGUGCGGAACUCCGUUGUCAAACCAGUGCAUGAUCAACAGAACAAUGCAAAGUGCGGUGCCAUAUCAUUCCAAGAAGAAUCCUGUGGACGUGAUGCUGUUCCUCUUUUCUGGGAUUGGAUUCGGAGUAGGGUUUGCGAUUGCAGUUGUAGUGGCAUGGGGAAUACCCAUCAGGAAACGGUCUUGAGGAAGAAAAAAAAAAGC